AUGAGUGUCUGGCGCCGGCUGCUUUCGUUUGCCACCCGCCCCCGACCGCAAUUCCCUUAUGGCACCGGCCAACCCAUCCACGAGACCCGCCCCCACCUGAUCAACCCCGGCGAUAUCACUCCAGGCAUCUCCGCCGAGGAGUACUACCAGCGCCGGGUCCGUCUCGCCCACAAAUUGCCGCCGUCGUCGGUGGCCAUCGUCAGCGGAUCCAGUGUACAGUUUGCCAGUGGCCUGGUGUUCCACCCCUUUCAACAGAACACCGACUUGUUCUACCUUUCCGGGUGGAACGAGCCCGAUACCGUCAUCGCCGUCGAGGUCGAUGCCAACCACGAAAUGACCUUCCACAUGGUGGUACCGCCCAAGAACCCUCAUAAGGAUAAAUGGGAGGGCGACAAGUCCGGUUUGGAGGGUGCCUACGACGUGUUCAACGCCGAUAUCGUCGUCGAUAGCCACCAGGGGAAACGCCAUUUGACUGAGCUUGUGGAUAAGGCCCAGCACGUGUUUAUCGAUUCUACCAAGCCGCAACUAGCCUCGUUGGGCCUUUCAUCAGCUUUGAAUCAGCUUAGCGGUCGGCUGGGAGCGAAACCGGUGGCCCCCAUCAUCGCUAAGUUGAGAGCGAUAAAACUGGCUCUGGAACAGAGAGUGAUGGCAGCAGCGGCCAAAGCCAGUAGCCGAGCCAUCCACCACGCCAUUGCUACCUCUACCAACACUCCCUUCCGCCAGGAAAAGACGUUAGCCCGGUUUUUGGACUACUCUUUCGUCUUGCACGGAUGCGACGGUCCCGCCUAUAUCCCCGUGGUGGCGCUGGGAGCGAACGCAUUGACCAUCCAUUAUACCAGAAACGAUGACGUCAUCUACGACGACGAGCUCGUGUUUAUUGAUGCUGGUGGCAAAUUGGGCGGGUACUGUGCUGAUAUCAGUCGCGCUUGGCCUCACCGUGGUAAGUUUUCUGAGCCGCAAAAAGACUUAUACUCAGUGGUUUUGGAGUGUAAUAAGCAGUGUAUCGACCACUGUGUUCCCCUGAAUUCAUUACACGAUAUCCACGAAGUUUCAGUGCUGUUACUUUUGAAGGGGUUACAGCAAUUACCUGGUUUUAGCCACGUGCUGCGUACCGAAGUGGCCCGCAGUCUUUACCCACACUAUAUUGGUCACCAUUUGGGUAUUGACCUCCACGAUGUGCCCCUGGUGCUGAGAUUUGACCCGUUACAACCGGGUAAUGUCGUCACCAUCGAGCCCGGUUUAUACAUCCCUAAAGACGAUAAGUGGCCUAAACACUACCAGGGCAUUGGCAUUAGAGUGGAAGAUGACGUUGUGGUGGGCUCAUCGCUGGCCACCAUCACCAAUUUGACGGCCGGCUGUGUUAAGGAGAUUGCCGAUAUUGAGGCCCUCAUCGCUAACGGAGUGACCACCCCUGGUGUCGGCGAAGAACAACUUAACCUCUUGUAA
Molecule: messenger RNA, 1446 nt
Organism: Diutina rugosa
Lineage: Eukaryota; Fungi; Ascomycota; Pichiomycetes; Serinales; Debaryomycetaceae
Product: aminopeptidase
Exons: 1
Coding region: 1-1446 (481 amino acids)
Cellular component (GO): mitochondrion
Molecular function (GO): metalloaminopeptidase activity; manganese ion binding
Source: RefSeq, a predicted model, not a curated record